UCUUCUAGGGUUUUGACUUUUGUUCGGUAGCCAUUAACGUAGUUGCAGAGGAAAGCUGGAAAAUAGAGAGUUCGAUGAACUCACACCACUAUAAUGGAGGCUCAGGAGUUUGAAAACCGAGAGAUUUUCCCCGGUUCGAGGUUCUUGAUCGAGAAUCAGAUCAGAAGAAGCUCAAAAUGUUGACCACCACCACCGAUGAGGAAACAGACAUGUCCUGCGGCGGAGGUGUCACGGAGCCUCAAAAAGUUGCCAUAAUCUUCGCGUUUUGCGGUGUAGGAUACCAAGGGAUGCAAAAGAAUCCCGGCGCGAAAACCAUUGAAGGUGAGCUAGAAGAAGCUUUGUUCCAUGCCGGAGCUGUACCAGAGUCCAUUAGAGGCAAGCCAAAACUAUACGAUUUCGCACGAUCGGCACGGACGGAUAAAGGAGUUAGUGCUGUGGGACAAGUAGUUUCCGGUCGAUUCAACGUUGAUCCACCUGGAUUCGUGGAUCGUCUCAAUUCAAAUCUCCCUAAUCAGAUUAGGAUCUUCGGGUAUAAGCAUGUUACGCCGUCGUUUAGCUCCAAAAAGUUCUGCGAUCGAAGAAGGUAUGUGUAUCUGCUUCCAGUGUUUGCUCUUGAUCCAAUCUCGCAUCGUGAUAGAGAAACAGUAAUGGCUAGUUUGGGUCCAGGAGAGGAAUAUGUUAAGUGUUUUGAGUGCUCAGAGAGAGGUCGUAAGAUUCCAGGUCUUGUGGGUAAUUGGAAAGGUACCAACUUUGUUACUAAAUCAUUGGAUUUUCAGUCAGACAUUUUGUCGAACAACUCUAGUGCAUUAAGAACUGAUGUCAAGAUUGAAGCUUUGAGUUCUAAUUUAGCUAGCUUAAGCUCAGUAGAUGUUGAAGUAGGUAGUAUACAAGAAGACAGUUGUAAAUUGAAUACAAAUUCAACAGAGAAGAUCAAUGGAGAAGGAAAUGUGAUGGCUGAGACAAAGAGCAAGUUUUGUUAUGGUGAAAAGGAAAAGGAAAGGUUCAAUAGAAUACUAAGUUGUUAUGUUGGAUCAUAUAAUUUCCAUAACUUCACUACAAGAACAAAAGCAGAUGAUCCGGCUGCGAAUCGUCAAAUCAUCUCCUUCACUGCUAAUACUGUUAUUAAUCUUGAUGGAAUUGACUUUAUUAAGUGUGAAGUCUUAGGCAAAAGCUUUAUGCUUCAUCAGAUUCGAAAGAUGAUGGGUCUUGCUGUUGCAAUCAUGAGGAAUUGUGCUUCUGAAUCACUUAUCCAGACUGCUUUCAGCAAGGAUGUGAAUAUUACUGUACCAAUGGCACCUGAAGUUGGACUCUACCUCGACGAAUGCUUCUUCACGUCUUAUAACAAAAAAUUUGAAGACAGUCAUGAAGAAGUGUCCAUGGAAGCAUACAAAGAAGAAGCUGAAGCAUUCAAAUUGAAGCAUAUUUAUUCUCAUAUCUGCGCCACAGAGCGAAAAUAUGGAAAUAUGGCUCUUUGGUUACAUUCCUUGAACUAUAGAAACUAUCCAGACCUAAAUUUUGGCAGUCAUGGACAUAAUAACAGAGUCCAAAUUUCUUGUUCAGAAGAAAGUUGAUGAAACCGACCACGAGGAAGAUAAGUCAUAGUCUCUAAGCAAAAUGAUGGAAGCUUAGUUUGAAGAUCAUUGUUUUUGUUCUUAUCAUUCAACAAUGUUGGUUAACUAUUCUUGUAACUUUUUUAAUCAAUGAUCAAUGUUGGUUAACUAUUCUUGUUAACUUUUUAAUCAA
Molecule: messenger RNA, 1743 nt
Organism: Arabidopsis lyrata subsp. lyrata
Lineage: Eukaryota; Viridiplantae; Streptophyta; Magnoliopsida; Brassicales; Brassicaceae
Product: tRNA pseudouridine synthase A, mitochondrial
Exons: 2
Coding region: 177-1571 (464 amino acids)
Biological process (GO): mRNA pseudouridine synthesis; tRNA pseudouridine synthesis
Cellular component (GO): nucleus
Molecular function (GO): pseudouridine synthase activity; RNA binding
Source: RefSeq, a predicted model, not a curated record